Messenger RNA from Lathyrus oleraceus (garden pea), 492 nucleotides. RefSeq lists its product as uncharacterized. The transcript is spliced from 2 exons. The coding region runs from base 1 to 492 and encodes 163 amino acids. The record is from RefSeq and is a predicted model, not a curated record. Lineage: Eukaryota; Viridiplantae; Streptophyta; Magnoliopsida; Fabales; Fabaceae.
AUGGGAAAAGAAGAAAAUAUUGAAGGUUAUGUGUUAAAGGUGCAGAAACUCGUUCAUCUCAUGAAGGCUUGUGGUGAAACCCUAACCAAUAGGAUGAUAGUUAAUAAGCAUUGUUGGGACAGGAAAGACAAUGGAUCGACAAAAAGCAAGGAAGAAGGAGAAAACCUUGCACGUCAAGAUUCAAAUGAUUCUGAUGAUAUGGUGGUUAUGGAUGCAGUUGCAAAUGACCAUAUUGAAUCCAAGAUCUGGUUCCUCGACUCUGGCUUCUCGAAUCACAUGACUAGUAAAAAAAUAUGGUUAGUUGAUUUCGACGAGUCGAAGAAGAUAAAGGUCAAAUUUGCUGAUAAUAACUCGUUUCAAGUUGAAGGUAUUGAAAACAUAGUUAUUCAAAUGAGUAAUGGAGCGAAAGCCUUGCUCAAAUAUGUACUCCAUGUCCCUGGAAUAAAGUGCAAUCUGCUAGUGUUGGACAACUGGUCAAAAAGGGGUUCUUAG